AUGAUCCGGGUUCGCUCGCUCGCGGCCGCUUGCGCGCGCGAAUGCGUGCGCUUUUCUUCGGCCGGGAGCUCUACGUCGAACGGGGUUGGCGCAAGGGCAGCAACUGGAGUGGUGGCUUUGCGGGCUUUGAGGGAGAGCAGCAGCUUGGCCUCAGCACAGCCACCCUCUGCUGCCGACGAAGCGCACUCAGAAGGUGCAGGAGUAAUCCAAAACGGAAAUCAGCAGCACGGGGGAGAGUUCCAGCGGGUCGAGGCGGUGGGGGACCUGCUGCGACAGCACGCGCGGGCGAGGGAAGAUUGGACGGGGCCCCUCGGGUUGACCGACUACGAGCGGAACCGCCUGCCGAAAGAACUCGUCCGCCGAAUCAAGCGGCUAGCCGGGGCCAACAAGCGUACCAAGAUGCGCCUGGUGAUCCAGAUACUGGAUGAGGGGAGGCAGCAGGGCAUCAAGGAGCUCGUCGUGUACAAGGCGGUCCUGAAGCAACUGCUGACCACCUACCGCGAAUCCAAGGAUGCUGCCCAAAACUUAGAGAGGGUCAUCGAGCGGAUGGAGGAAGACGGGCUUCAGCCGGACGUGACCACGUACAACCAUAUUCUUGAUCUCCACGCGCUUCUCCACAACUCGGAAGCGGCGGUUGCGGUGUACGAAGAGAUGCUCUCCAGGGGCGUGGAGCCGAAUCAGCGGACGGCCUCGCACAUGAUCGUUGCUCACUCCCGCGGCUGCCACGACGCCAUGUACAGGGCCGUGGAAGAGAUGUACGCGAAAGGGUGGCAGGGUUCACGAGUGGCAUGCCUGGGCAUGAUCGCGGUGAUGGGCAUUCGCCGAGACUACGAUGGGGUCCUAUACACAAUACGCCGCAUGCGGGAAGAGUCCAAACUUCCCACGGAGGCAGCCUUCGUCUGGGCGUAUAGGGCGGCGGAAAACUUGGGACAGGUGGAGACGGCCAAGCAGCUCUUCCAACACCGCGCGGAAGCAGGCUUGCCUCCUGCGGAGUACGUGUACGUCAAGAUGAUGUCGAUACUGAUGAAGGCCGGCAAGGCCGAGGAAUGCCUAGAGUACUGGAGGCAGCUGGUGUGCGUUCACGGUUUCAACGGCGUCGUCAUUCACCCGGAAACGUACAACCUGGCUAUCAAGUGCACCAUGGUGGUCGGCAACCAAGACGAAAUGGAGGCGGUGUUGGCGAUGAUGGAGGCGCAAAGGGUAGUGCCCACGGACGACACGUACUCGGCGGCCCUCGGCGGUCUAGAGAAGUGGUUUACCCCGCACCGGGCGCGGGGUGCUCAAAGAGCGUUUGAGGCCAUCGCUAGGUCGGGCCCCCCGCCGUCAACGAGGGUGCUGCAGAGGAAGGCCAAGGGGUGCGCCCACGCCGGCCUGUGGCAGGAGGCGGAGGAACUCUUCUCGCUCGUGCUUGCCGAGAACGGAAAGCUGAGCAAUAGCGACUGGAAGUGCCUCAUGAUGUCGCAGUUCUAUCUUGAAAGAUUCGGCGAGGUCAAGAAGUCGUGGUCUCGCAGCGUGAAGGGGUUGGAGGUGAACAAGGCAGGCCACUCGCACCGUAAGCUGGAGUACUCGCUCAAGGCCGCCAAGGCUCUGGGGGACGUCGACUGGGCCCUGGAGGUGCGCGACGCUGCGAGCGAGGCGGGAAAGAGAUCGGUGCACCUCGACCGGGUGUGGGUAGAGAUCCUGCUUGAGGCGGGGCGCCCGCAGGAGGCGCGGGAUGUUCUCAAGGAGUGGGAGGCGUUAGCGUUACGAGCAUCGUCGGCGCGAGUGUUUCAGGGGGUGUACGAGCUGGCUUUGGAGAGCUGUGAGAAGAGCGGAGACGUUGAGCUGGGGCUCGAGUUCUUUGAUGGAAUGCGGUCAGCGAGCCCCCCCUACCGGUUGCGCUCGUCAUGCCCAAGCGUCGCCUUCAUCCUGAAAGCUCUCAAAGACGCCGGCCGUGCCGAGGAGAUGGUGUCGUUUUUCGACGAAUUUCUCGCGUCAUUGGUGAGGAGCACGUGCCGUCCAACCAAGCCCGGAGUGCUUCGCGAUCGUAGCCGAGACAAGAGCUCGGGACGAAACGGCAGCUCCCGGGACCGAAGCGGCAGAACCUCUCCAAGAGGAACCAGCGGUGGAACCUAUCGAAGAGGAACCAGGGGUCGACCCCAGGGGUGGACAUGACACCGAGAGUGAGCUCUCCGUACACGCAUAAGGCGGCACCGGCUCGGCUCGCGACCCACUGACCCGUCCGAUCCGAGGCGUGAUUCCAAGCGAUUCCAGCAGAACGCUGCACGGGGUGUUCUGCAGGGCCUGCCGAUCUUGGCCCCAGUCAGUAUUUUUGUCGCCGUGGCGAAGCCAUCGGAAUCGGCAACUCGAUUGGUUCGGUUUCUGUUUUGACGUCUCUUUUAAUAAGGUGUUGUGCAUUUGGUUUUUCUUGGGAGCGCUGGGAUUGUCUCAGUUCUGUUGUUUUUUGAGGGGAAUCGUGAGAAAUUGGUGCGGACUUCCAGUUGUUGAUGACCUUGACUGGUUGUCACCAAGGCACGGCCGUGCCGGCCCUCUACAUACCGAUAAAUCCUGCCAAAAGAAACUGGCAAGUUGUACAGAAGCAUGUGUAGGAAGGAGUAUAGUUCUUGUCUAUGAUGAACAAUGCCGUGAUGCGAUCAGAUCUCAUGGUCUCCCGAGGUCCCGAGGUUGCGUCCCUUGUCACUUUCGCCGCAUUUAAUUGCCGAUUAAUGCAGGACCCAGACGCUGGUCUGCUGGCCCUCUAAAGGGGUGCAAGGAUUAGCCUUACGUAUAGUGCGAAGGCCGUUGCCACCUUUGCAGUGUGCGAAGGGUGGUCCACACUGUUGCCAGCAAGUCAGAAGUCGAGCCCCAGGCAAAAUAGGCGGGCUGUAGCGCUUGUUUGUGUGAGCCACGGUGCGGCAUGGCAUCACAAAGUAAUGAAGCCGUAGUAUCAAGGACCCGAUCUGAUCAAGCCAUGACGUUUUCAUGGUGUUCCAGCACCAUUUCAGGCCAUUGCAUGUGAC
Messenger RNA from Ectocarpus sp. CCAP 1310/34, 2999 nucleotides. NCBI's taxonomy places the organism in Eukaryota, Phaeophyceae, Ectocarpales, Ectocarpaceae. The record is from the annotation of a GenBank genome assembly.